This is a messenger RNA of Acipenser ruthenus (sterlet), 2137 nucleotides long. RefSeq names its product lysM and putative peptidoglycan-binding domain-containing protein 2-like. The coding region runs from base 280 to 909 and encodes 209 amino acids. NCBI's taxonomy places the organism in Eukaryota, Metazoa, Chordata, Actinopteri, Acipenseriformes, Acipenseridae. The record is from RefSeq and is a predicted model, not a curated record. The transcript has 3 exons.
AUUCAUUAGAGCUGCAGUACCAUGUUGCAACACUGCUGGCACGUUCUUUGCUUACUACGGCUUCGUUACAUUUGUUGUGCGUUGUUUUAUUCCAGGCCUUUGAAAACUACAGGGAUACGUAAUUAUAAUAUUCGAAAAGACCUACUGCUAAACAAAACCGCAGUUCGUUCCACCUUUUGCUAAUUUACUAGUUUGAAUUUACCGGCGAAACCCUGAACCCUGGACUACAGUGCUGCCGUACCUUAAAGAACAGCCCACUGCUUCAUUAUUAAAAAGAAGAUGGCGGAGUUCUCCCCGGUUCUACCACUAAGCGAUGGAGACGGUCGGUUUGGACAACCGGUCUUCCCCAGGUCCCGCUCCGGUUCGGAGUCUGAAGCCGAACUGUCCCAGAGCUUGGCCCUGACCAAGACCCGUUCGUACGGCAGCACCGCCAGUGUAACCGCACCGCUAGCAGAGAAAUACAUCGAGCACCGGGUCAGUGCGAGUGAUACACUACAGGGAAUCGCUCUCAGAUACGGAGUCACGAUGGAACACAUCAAGAGGGCAAACAAAAUCUUUAGCAAUGAUUGUAUAUUUCUGAAGACAAGCCUAAAUAUUCCAGUGAUCUCAGAGAAAUGUAUAUCGUUUAAUGGACUAAACUCGUUAGAAUCACCGGACAGCGAGGCCAGCGUGACCGUGGUGGAGGAUGACUCCUCACCUUCUUCUUCCACCGCAUCUCCUUCUCCCAGCCCUCAGGAACCUGACAGCCAGCCCACUCAGCCAGAGGAGCUGUCAGCCAAAGAUUACUUACAGAGACUGGACUUGAAAAUUCAACUCUCCAAACAGGCAGCUAGGAAACUUAAAGAGGAGGACAUCAGGCUGGAGGGGGAAGACCAUGAGUAUGCAACCUCUUCAUACCAUACUCACUGAACCUGCUGAAUGGAGUCGUGACGGGGACUAAAGCUGUAAAAGCUUUCUUUGUUUUUGGAGAGGCAGAGACAUUUCCAGGAGCAGGGACUGUUUUUUUGUUUUUGUUUUGUUUUGGCAGUUUUUUUGUUUGUUUUUAUUUUUAUUUUAUUUUAUUUUGUUGUUGUUUUUCUUAUGCUUUUACCAAACCAUCAAACAGGUACUUUUGACUUGUGUUAUUUGCACUGAAACGGAACGGUUACUCUUUGCCUUGUUUUAAGGAACUGUCUAUAGCCACAGUACUGUGGUAGCAAGAACCCAUGUGAAUAUUACCACUGGACCAGAGUGUGGGUAAGAGAUUUUAUAUCAGUCAUUUACCAUGCUAAUAUUGGUGCUGAAACCAAGUAUUCAGAGCAGUGUGGUUACAAUGCCUGUCUCAACAAAUCAAGAUCUCAGCUAACUUAACAAGGGAAAAAAAGACAUACGGUGCUCAGUUCUUUUUAUGUGUAUUUACUUUAAAGAUAGGAAUGAGUGGGCACUGAUCAUUCGAUAUUACAUGGCUUUUGCGUGAAUGACUUAAUGGAUAAAUAUUGUUUCCAAAGGCAUUGGCACCCAAUAACUAAACAUUUUCACCACAAUAGCUUUAUUUUUAAUUGAUAUUGUUGUACCGCUUUUUGCUUCAACAGUACUGUGGAAACUGACCUUGCCUUCUUGAUUGUAUUUUAUUUAUUGUUUUAAAUCCAAGAUCCUUACUAUUAUAGUGAUAAUGGUGAGAGUGUGUUGAGGCUCCAGGCACCCAUGGCUGUCAUUGCACCCACAUGCCACACAAACACAGACACCCAUUUCAUUAGUCUACAGUUGGUCAACUGUGUCACCUUUUAAACCAGCUGAGGUUCAAAUAAACUUGCAAAAUAUAUCCGCAUGUCAGGAGACUAUUAUGAUACUCAUAUAAAUGCAGUAAAUAUAUUCCUUUCUGAAACGUAGCAUUCCUAUAAAUAUAUUCAUUUGUAUCACCAAUGCAAAUUAUGGAAAUCUCUGACUGUAAAUAAGCUGUGGGUGCAUGGAAGCGUGUUAUUCUUGUUUGCCUAUUCGAUGCUACUGAAUGUUUUCCAAAAGGGAUUAUUCUGUUUAGAAGCAUCCAUGUUUCGGUUGUGUGGUGAGUGAAGUUUGAACUAUUAUGGCUUUUAUUGUGUUUUAUUGUGCUUUUAUUGUAAUUUAUGGUUUUGAAUACAUUAAACAAUUCUGUGACAAA